Molecule: messenger RNA, 1838 nt
Organism: Lactuca virosa
Lineage: Eukaryota; Viridiplantae; Streptophyta; Magnoliopsida; Asterales; Asteraceae
Source: the annotation of a GenBank genome assembly
CCAAAUAAUCAUAAUUCAUAAACAUAUUCCAUUCCAAGAAAGAAAAUUAAUCAAAAAAUUAAUGGUCAUUAACGAAAAUGAUUAAAGAAAAAUCCGAAAAAGACAUGACAACCACAACCACUCUCCAUCCCUACCAUGAAAUUCAAAACAACAGCAAAUGAUUUCUUCAUCCUUGGCCAAUAAUGUCACAACGAGCUAGUACCUCAUGCAAUGAAAGUUGUACGUAGUUGGAGGGAAAUUUCAGAUCUUCUUUCGUUUUCAAAGACCCUUCCUUAGGUAAGAAAUUCAUUACUCCAUAAGCAUAAAUAUAUUCCAUUUCCUGUUCAUUGCUUUUUCUUCUACUGCAAGUGAAAAAUCCGAAAUAAGGUUGUUGUUAUAUGAUAUCUAACCUACACUUGCUUUAUACGUACUCCCACCACCAUUAUUCUACUCGAUCAUCUUCUGAUCUUCAUAAUCUACCCUAGAUUAUCUUUAUCGUUUCUCUAGCUCAUCUUUCUACUCUGAUUACUGAUUAAACAUCAUCAUGCCAUUUGGGUUGGUUUCGGCUUGGAAUAAGAGAAGAAGAAGCAAGUCAGAUGAUCAUCUUGAUCCAUGGGUUUAUAGACCUGUGGAGUAUUGGAAACUUGAAAAUGAACAAAAGAUUCAAAACCCACCUCAGAAAAAGCACCAUGGAUCUUCGGUUUUUACAUUAAAGGAAAUGGAAGAGGCGACUUGUUCUUUCAGUGAAGAACACUUAGUGGGAAAAGGAGGAUUUGGAAAAGUUUACAAGGGAAAGUUGCAGUCUGGUGAGGUGGUUGCGAUCAAGAAAAUGGAGUUACCACCAUUCAAAGCAGCAGAAGGGGAACGUGAAUUUCGAGUUGAAGUUGAUAUUUUAAGCAGAUUAGAUCACCCAAAUCUUGUAUCUUUGAUAGGAUAUUGUGCAGAUGGGAAACACAGAUUUCUUGUUUAUGAAUACAUGCACAAAGGAAACUUACAAGAUCACUUAAAUGGAAUUGGGGAAAAGAAGAUGGAUUGGGCUGUGAGACUUAAAGUGGCAAUUGGGGCAGCAAGAGGACUUGCUUAUUUGCAUUCAAGUUCAGCUGUUGGAAUUCCUGUUGUACAUAGAGAUUUCAAAUCAACCAACAUUCUUCUUGGUGAUGAUUAUGAAGCAAAGAUAUCAGAUUUCGGUCUGGCUAAACUAAUGCCCGAGGGUCAAGAAACUCAUGUGACAGCAAGAGUUCUUGGUACAUUUGGCUAUUUUGACCCCGAGUAUACAUCGACGGGAAAACUCACUUUACAAAGUGAUGUUUAUGCAUUUGGAGUCGUUUUGCUUGAACUUUUGACUGGGCGUAGAGCUGUUGACCUCAACCAAGGACCCAAUGAUCAAAAUCUUGUACUCCAGGUUAGGCAUAUAUUGAAUGACAAAAAGAGAUUGAGAAAGGUGAUAGAUCCAGAAAUGAGUAGAAGCUCAUACACAAUCGAGUCAGUAGCCAUGUAUGCAAAUUUAGCAUCAAGAUGUGUACGUGUUGAUAGUUAUGAAAGGCCAUCAAUGGAAGCAUGCGUGAAAGAACUCCAAAUUAUCAUAUACACAAACUCCAAAGGCUUGGGCAUGGCUAUGCAUGCAUUUAGAAUGUUAUAAAGAUUCGGUAGACUCAAUUUUAUUUCUAAAAGUAAUUAUUUUUCCUUCUUAUAAACAAGUAUAGCAUAAUGCCAUUGAAGCUUUUGGUGUUUUUCAAAGAAACAUGAGGAUUCCACAAACCCUAAUAGAGAAAAAAAAUAGUUUAUAUUUUGCCCCCAAACACAAAAGUUUGUCGAUAUCAUGGCUCUCAUUUCAAGUACACAUCAUGUUCUUUCUGCUC